AUGACAAAUUUAGCUACUAGUGGACAUGUUAGUGAUUAUGAAGACAGUGAAGAUGGGUUUGAUACCCCAUAUAGUAGUGAUGGGAAUGAUUUGGGAGAAACUGUUAAGAGGAAAGGGAAAAUAUUUGUUAAGUUACAACACGAAAGGACAUUCCAAGGAAAGAGUUAUAAUGGGGACCGCAGUGGUUUUAGGAGCUUAUGUAAUGCAAAAUGGGUUGCAAAGGAGUUUAUGGAGAGAUUUAGGAGAAAUCUAGAUUAUGGAAUUGAUAAUAUGAUGAUUGAUCUACAAGAAAAGUAUGGGCUGAGUAUAUCAAAGUGGGUUUGUUAUAAGGCAAGAACCAGAGCCUUAAAGCUCAUAAGGAGGACCAUAAAGGCUCAUUAUGCUGAGGUUGGUGGAGCACUUUUGAGUGCAGUAGGCAGAGAUGGAAACAAGCAAAUGUUUCCAAUCUCUUGGUGUGUUGUGGAAGGUGAGAAGGGGCACAGUUGGAGAUUGUCUCUAGAAACGUUAUUUGAAGAUUUGAAUGUUAUAUUAAGACUUAGUUUGACUUUGGUUAGUGACCAACAAAAGGUUGUGAAUGCAACAUAUGUGGCUGCAUUCAAUAUGCACAUGGACAAAUUGAAGGAAAUAUCUGAGAAAGCACAUGAAGAUUUAAUGAAGCAGGAUCCCAAGCAUAAGUUAGAGGAUUAUAUAAAUGAAUAUUACUCUAAAGCCAAGUACCUUGAUGUCUAUCAAUAUGCCAUUGAACCUUUGAAUGGAAGUAAUAUGUGGCCUGUAAUUGAUGGUCCACAAAUUAUUGCACUUGAGUAUAGAAAAAAGCUUGGCAGACCCCGAAAAAAUGGGAAAAAGGACAAGUUUGAAGGUGAAGGUGAAGGCACUACUUAUGGUAAAGUUAGUAGGGCAGGAAUGGCAACGACCUGCCAACAUUGCCUGCAAACUGGACAUAACACAAGAGGAUGUCCAAAUAAAGACAAACCAGCAAUUGGCCACCGAAGGUAA
This is a messenger RNA of Hevea brasiliensis (rubber tree), 996 nucleotides long. RefSeq lists its product as uncharacterized. The transcript is spliced from 5 exons. The record is from RefSeq and is a predicted model, not a curated record. The coding region runs from base 1 to 996 and encodes 331 amino acids. Lineage: Eukaryota; Viridiplantae; Streptophyta; Magnoliopsida; Malpighiales; Euphorbiaceae.